Molecule: messenger RNA, 2217 nt
Organism: Pelodiscus sinensis (Chinese soft-shelled turtle)
Lineage: Eukaryota; Metazoa; Chordata; Testudines; Trionychidae
Source: RefSeq, a predicted model, not a curated record
ACAAAAGCAUGACUGUGAGGAUGUAACAGCGUGUAGCACAGCGUUUUAUACAUUGGUAGCACAGCGUUUUAUACAUUUUCUGCAGGUUUUUAAAAAAUGUCUGAAUUCAGCCAAAAUUCUGACCAGGAAGUCAGAAUCGAGGACAUCGAUGAAGAUGAAAUCUUAGGAAACUUAUCCCCUGAAGAGCUGCAGGAGCUCCAGAGUGAAAUGGAAGUCAUGGCUCCAGACCCAAGAGUCCCAGUUGGAAUGAUACAGAAAGAUCAGACGGAAAAAACUCCAACGGGAAACUUUGACCACAGAUCACUUGUUGAUUACCUGUAUUGGCAGAAGGCCUCAAGACGCAUACUAGAGGAUGAGAGAGUUCCUGUCAACCUCUUGCCAUCUGAGAGAAACGCUGUAGAGAAGUUUGAAGAAAAUGCUGGGGAUAUUGACAAUAUUGCUCAGAAAAGAAUGGCAGGAGACACUACAGAAGAUGACAGAAAAGAAACAUGUUACAAAAAUGAGCAUCUUGCACAGGACAAGGCUGGUUCAACACAAAAUACGGGAGAAACAAAUGAAGAAAGAAGCUAUAGAAAGACAGAAGAUGAGGAGGAGGAAGAGGAGGAGGGGGAGGAGGAAUAUGACAAUGAAGAAGAAGAGGAAGAGGAGGAGGAGGAGGAGGAAUCAGAAGAGGAGGACGAGGAAGAGGAGAGGAAGAGGAGGAGGAGGAGGAGGAAUGAUAACGACAAUAGAGAUCAGGUAACUAAAGAGCCAUGUACAGAAUCAGGGGAAAAGCCAGAAAACGAUGAGAAGAAAGUCUCAAAACUACAAAUUCCAAAGAAGUUAGCUGUUGAUACUAGCUUUAUUAAAUUGAGUGCAAGACCUUCAGGAAACCAGACCAAUUUAGAUGAGAGCUUGGAGAAGGUCCGGAAAAAUGAUCCAGAUGUAAAAGAACUCAACCUGAACAACGUUGAAAACAUCCCAAAGGAAAUGCUGGUGGACUUUGUGAAUGCCAUGAAAAAAAACAAGCAUGUAAAAACAUUUAGUUUAGCCAAUGUGGGAGCAGAUGACAAUGUAGCUUUUGCUGUGGCCAACAUGCUACGUGAAAACAGGAGCAUCACUACUCUAAAUAUUGAUUCAAAUUUUAUCUCGGGCAAGGGAAUUGUUGCAAUCAUGAGAUGUCUGCAGUAUAAUGAGACGUUAACUGAACUGCGUUUCCACAAUCAGAGGAACAUGUUGGGCCAUCAAGCUGAAAUGGAAAUUGCCAGGCUUCUAAAAGCCAACCCUAAGCUGCUGAAGAUGGGCUAUCACUUCGAACUUCCAGGUCCCAGGAUGGUAGUUACCAAUCUGCUCAGCAGAAAUCUUGACAGACAAAGACAAAAAAGGCAAGAGGAACAAAAACAGCAGCAAUUAAAAGAGCAAAGAGAGUUAAUAGCCAUGUUGGAAAAUGGACUAGGAUUGCCUCCUGGGAUGUGGGAAUUGCUGGGGGGACCAAUGCCUGAUGUAAGGAUGUGUAGCUCAAUACAAGCCCCCAAGCCACCUGUCCCUAAAAUUAUGCCUAUGAGCAGGAAAAAUGAACCUGCAAGAAAGCCGCCCCCUGAAAAAGAGAGCAAUGAGGAACCUGCCUCCUUCAAAACGGUUAAACUCAAGAGAACUCAGCGCAAGCCCACUAUUCCAGAAUACGUGGAACCCGCUGAAAAAACGAGUCUCAAAGAUGUGAUCAAGACUCUUAAACCAGUCCCAAGAAAACGACCACCUCCUCUGGUUGAGGUAACCCCAAGAGAGAAGCUCUUAAAUGACAUUCGUCAGAGUAACGUUGCUUAUCUUAAACCGGUACCAGUGCCAAAAGAGCUAGAGUAAAACACCAGAUUCGCCUGAAGGAAACAACCGGAAAUAAAGACUAUUCAAGUUUUACCUACAGUUGUUUCAAAGGAUGCUUUUUUGAGAAGUAGGUGGUAGAUAUGGACCUGGGGGAACAAUGCUUGUAAUAUGCAGUCAGUUUAUAUAACAGUGAAAAAGGGCAGAAUUGAGCAAGUCAAUGCUAACAGGAUUUCCAUCAGUUAUCAAGUAACAGUGAUGCCCUGUUAUAAUCUCUGUCUGCCACUUGGAUUCUAGUCUCCCAUUUGUUCAUACCUAUUUGCCCAGCUGCAGUAAUAACAUAACAGGUUUUACUGAUUAGGUCCAUGAACACUAUUGCUUACACGGUACUUUUUGCUGUUAAAUUCUCCUGCAACACAA